Cyprinus carpio (common carp) is the source of this 3781-nucleotide messenger RNA. RefSeq names its product rhophilin, Rho GTPase binding protein 2 (gene rhpn2). NCBI's taxonomy places the organism in Eukaryota, Metazoa, Chordata, Actinopteri, Cypriniformes, Cyprinidae. Gene Ontology annotation, molecular function: protein binding. Gene Ontology annotation, biological process: negative regulation of stress fiber assembly; signal transduction. The record is from RefSeq and is a predicted model, not a curated record.
CGCAGGUAAGACCAGACAGACUCCGCCCACUGCCGUGACGCACCCAGAGCAGAGCGGGGAAGCGUAGCGCAGAUAGCUAACGCACAACAGUGGAUCAUCAACAGACAUCUGAGACUUGAGCUCCUAGAGACACACACCUGUUGAGCUGCAGCAACGACUUACGACUUCUGCUCUCUGAAUUUCUUCGAGGGAAUCGAUUGAGAGUUCAGAAAUGACGGACACCCUUAUUCCCAAUGGUUGCAAGACCAACGGACCGGUGGAGAGUGGCUACUUCAAAAAGGGAUGUAAUCCAUUUGCUCAGACAGGCCGCAGUAAGCUGCAGAAUAAAAGAGCGCUUCUCAACCAGAAAAUCAUCAAGCAGAUGAGGAUGAGAGCUGGAGCGGAGAACCUUCUCAAGGCGACGUCCAAUAAUAAGGUUCGGGAGCAGGUGGUGCUGGAGUUGAGUUAUGUCAACUCAGAUCUGCAGCUUCUUAUGGAGGAGCUGGAAGGACUCAACAGCUCAGUGGAAGUUUAUCAGGACGUACAAGAGACAUCCAGCAUCCCACUCAUCCCUCUGGGACUGAAGGAGACAAAGGAUGUGGAUUUCUCAGUUGCUCUCAAGGACUUCAUCCUUGAACACUACAGUGAAGACGGCUCAAACUUUCAGGAUGAGAUUGAUGACCUGAUGGACCUGAGACAGGCCUGUCGGACCCCCAGUCGUAAUCCUUCUGGUAUAGAUUUGCUUGCCAACUACUUCAGUCAACUUGGCUUCUUAGAGACUCGAUUCUUCUCUCCUACACGCCAGAUUGGCAUUUUCUUUACAUGGUAUGACUCUUUUACCGGUGUGCCUGUGUGCCAGCAGAACAUCUCUCUGGAGAAAGCCAGCAUUCUCUUCAACAUGGCAGCUCUAUACUCCCAGAUUGGAACCCGCGCCAACAGACAAACGCAAGCUGGACUCGAGGACGCCAUCACUGCCUUCCAGAAAUCUGCAGGUGUGCUGCAUUACCUGAAGGAGACAUUUACACACACUCCCAGUUAUGAUAUGAGCCCUGCUAUGCUGAGCAUGUUGAUCCGGCUGAUGCUAGCACAGGCGCAGGAGUGUUUGUUUGAGCAGAUUACUCUUCCAGGAAUCCGAAAUGAGUUCUUCAGCCUGCUCAGAAUAGCCCAAGAGGCUGCCAAGGUGGGGGAGACCUACAGUGAAGUUCACCAGUCCAUGAUCCAGACCCCCAUUAAGAACAACGUGCCCUUUUUCUGGACCACCAUGUCUGAGCUGAAGACCAAUCACUACAACUCUCUUGCCCAUUACUUUGUCUCCACUGCUCUGCUGGACCACCAGUUGACACCCAGUGAUGAUGAGGAUAAGCAAGAGAAGGCUCUGUCACAAGUAUAUGAUGCCAUGCCAGAGGGACGUUCUCCUCUUGACAUCCUGAAGGAUAAGGCGGAGAGAAGGCGGAUAGGAAAAGCUCAUCUGCAGCGCUCCAUCAUGGGACACGAAGAGGCCAUCCGCACACAUUCUCGCUGUCGUCACCUGCAAAAACUGGACAUCCUGAGUGACAUCCUACAAGCUGGCCUCAAACGCUCUAUUACCAAGUUUGAACAAAAUGACAAGGAAGAUGAGUUCACAGACUACAUGCUUGCACCAGAUAUCCUCUCUAAAACAGAAAAGAAAGCUGAGAUGGAGAUUCCAGCUGCCACCAAGGUGAAAGUCAAAGACCUAUUCCAGCGGCUGGGGCCUUUGUCAGUGUUCUCAGCAAAGCAGAGAUGGUCAGCCCCACGAACCAUCAGACUGAGACUGCAGGACAGAGACCUCGGAUUCACUCUGAAGGGAGAUGCUCCCGUUCAGAUACAGUCACUGGAUCCCCUUUGUCCCGCAGCGGCUAAAGGGCUGAAAGAAGGAGAUUACCUUGUUGCUGUGGGUGACACAGAGUGUAAAUGGCUGGGAGUGAGUGAUGUUAUGAAGCUUUUAAAGGAUGUGGAUGAGGAGGGCGUCGACAUCAGAGUGGUCAGCAUGUUGGAUAGCAGCAGCCAACCAAUGCCCACCAAGAGUGCUACAUACGGCGGUCUGCCGAAGACCUACUCCAUGAUCUGCCUGGCACAUGAUGAGGAUGAUAAGAAGUCUCACAAGGUAGCAAAAAAACCAUCAUUCCUCAGCUGGGGUCUCAAGAACAAGCAGAAGAGCGGUAGUACGCUGAGUCUGCCCAGUGCAGAUUACAACGGACCCUGGAACAGACCCUGCCCUACCUAUCGCAACUCAUAUAAUGAAAGUGCCCUCUACUAAACACACAAAACUGGAUUUAUACCUACGCUGAUGGUGUAGCGACACAAUAUAUCACAAGAAAACAAAGAGGGAUUUUUAGAAAGAUUGAAAUUAAUUACAGAUGAAAAUGUACAUUUUGCACAGAUCUACAGUAUAAACACAGGUGUAAGCUAUACCUUUAUUCCUUCAUUAGUUUGGUUGUCUAGAAAUUCUCACCAAUAAAUUAAAGGAGAACAUUGUGUUUUAACGAAUCGGUAGAUAAAACACAGUGUAUGCUGCUUAUUAUUAUUAUUAUUAUUGUUAUUAUUAUUAUUAUUAUUAUUAUUAUUAUUAUUAUUAUUAUUAUUAUUUGUUUGUUUUAUUAUUCUUGUAUUGAAUGGUUAAAUGGUGUGAUGAAGGAUUUUUGUUUUCUUUUCUUUUUUGGAGAAUUCCACUAAUUGGUGGCACAGACAGGCAUCCUCCUCAAAGCCUGUAGCUGACAUACAGACCGAUACAACAGGGUUCUGUGAUGAUCUUCCAUCAUCGCAGUAGAAUUCUAACUCUGUCAAUCACUGUAGAAGAACAAAAUGUAGGAGAACAAAACUUGUGACUCAAGUAUUUAAAUACACUGAAGGGAAAUACCAUGAUAGGACUCUAUAGUUGUGCGUAGCCUAAAGGUAUUGCCAAAUUCAAGAAGGAUAAAAAUACAGCAGUGAAUACAAAUUCCAUUCUUAUUUAACCUUUGUUCCAUGUGUUUUACCUUGCACUUCUUCAGUGUUGGAAUAUUCCACCGUCUACAAAGUAGAUUUUUAUACACAUUUGAUAAUCAAAUAAUUUAUAUGCAAAAUAAAGAGGAAAAAAAAUAUCUAUAUAAACGUGUGUAUUCAUUUUAAGUAUUAGAAGUAUUUAGGUUUUGUAUUGUGAAACUGUAGCCUGGUGUAUAUAAUCAUGGGUUGUUUUUGGCUACAUAUCUUUCUUUCUGUUACUUGGUGUAUGUUCUUCACUUCAUAUAGUAUAGCUCAAAAAGUACAGAUGCCAAGUUUUUUUUUUUAAUAUAUAUAUUUUUGACAAUAUUUAACUUUUCAUUUACUUGUAGAAAACACUGCCUUUCAGAAGCCUUUAAAAUGCCUGAUCACAGUCUACACUGACACAAACUUAUUUAACUGUGGAUCUCCGCUCUUUGCUUGUAAAUACUUUAUUAUUGUUAAUGAAUGUAUCUUAUCCAUUUAUGUUUCUGCAAGUGCCACAUUCAGAAUUAUAAUGGCAAACACUGUUCCGAGAGAAUGUUGACAUUGCAAGGUUACAUAUUAAUGAUUCUUUGAAAAAGUUGGUGUUCACAGUCCUUUUCUUUGGGGUGGGAACAGAAUCGGCAUCAGUGCUCUAAAUUCUAACUCUGUUACAAAAGGUAAAGCAGAUUUCUAGAUUAUUUGCUUUUGUGUCGACACUUUAUGUGGAUUACCAUUGUGAUAUGGAAGUAUCUGGACUGUGAUGUCUGUCUGAAAUGUAUAUUGUUGCCUACUUUUGUUGUACAUGUAAAUCUUGAUCUAAAUAAAAGGGGUCAAAGCA